This is a messenger RNA of Limanda limanda (common dab), 2096 nucleotides long. It is a transcript of the gene sh3bp5a, whose product is annotated as SH3-domain binding protein 5a (BTK-associated). NCBI's taxonomy places the organism in Eukaryota, Metazoa, Chordata, Actinopteri, Pleuronectiformes, Pleuronectidae. Gene Ontology annotation, molecular function: protein kinase inhibitor activity. Gene Ontology annotation, cellular component: cytoplasm. The coding region runs from base 249 to 1625 and encodes 458 amino acids. The transcript has 9 exons. The record is from RefSeq and is a predicted model, not a curated record. Gene Ontology annotation, biological process: intracellular signal transduction; negative regulation of protein tyrosine kinase activity.
GGUGCCAAGUGUGGAGUCACCUCUCCGUGCGUCCUGACGCGCUGCCCCUGGGCACACAGCUCAGCGCCCCGCUCCUUUACGCGCACCUCGAACGCCUUUCAGCGCCUGAAGCAUGCGAAGUGCCCGGUGUGAAGGUUAGAGAGGGCGGAUCAUUGCUGGACACCCCCCGCUGUCCAGCGCAGCACCCGGGGGUCGCGCUUUGUUCGCAGAGAGGACCCUGCUUUCCUUUCUCCCGGAGCCCCCCGAAAAUGGAUCCUUUACGAAACGACAGCAACUGUGAGGAAGAGUCGCAGUGCGCGGAGGAGGAAGAAGAAGUAGAUCCAAGAAUCCAGGGGGAGCUGGAGAAGUUAAACCAGUCUACAGAUGACAUUAACCGUUGGGAGAGCGAACUCGAGGACUGUCGUCAGCGGUUUCGCGCUGUGCUGGUGGAAGCAACGGUGAAGCUGGACGAGCAGGUGAAGAAGAUUGGCCGAGCUGUGGAUGACUCCAAACCGUAUUGGGAAGCACGCAAAGCAGCAAGACAGGCCCAGGUUGAAGCCCAGAAGGCCACUCAGGAGUUCCAGCGGGCGGUGGAGAUCCUGCGGGCGGCCAAGGAAACCAUAGCCCUCGCCGAGGAGCGGCUCCUCGAGGAGGAGAGCCGCCAGUUUGACUCCGCCUGGCAGGAAAUGCUCAACCAUGCCACACAGAGGGUGAUGGAGGCCGAGCAAGCGAGAACACGCUGCGAGGUCGAGCACAGGAAGACGGCAGCCAACUACAACUCCUGUAUCAGCCACAUGAGGCAGUUGGAGAAGAAGCUCAAACGCUCCAUCAACAAAUCCAGACCAUAUUUCGAGCUGAAAGCCAAGUACUAUCUACAGCUUGAGCAACUAAAGCGUCAGGUCGACGAGCAUCAGGCCAAACUUGUGGUCGCGAAGGCCGAGUACCGCGAAGCGCUACGCAGCCUUGAGAGCAUCUCAGAGGAGAUACAUGCCCAGCGACGCUCCCUCGCCAUGGGAACCAGGGAGCAGGGUGUGGGUGCCGAGGGAGAUGGAAGCAACGAGGACAUCGCCAACUUCAAGAUGGAGUCAGACGGCCUGUCAAUGGUGUCAGUGUCAAUGGACGAAGAGGGCAGUCACAGCGGCAGCUCAGAGGAGGAGACCAACACCUCCUCACCAGAAGCCCUUCCCUCGUCAGCGUCUUCUUCCUCCUCCCAUCCUUCCACCUCCGCCUCCACCCCCCUCGACACGCCCAGCCCUUACCCCCUCGACACUCCCAGCCCUCACCCCCUCUCCUACAUCUCCACCUUGCCCUCCGUCCCCUCCUCCUCCUCCUGUUCCGGGAGCCUGAAGUCAGUGAGCCCCAGCAGCUCUCAUGACUUAGACUCGGCGUGCGGUUCUGGGCAUGCCUCACCUCUCCUUGGCCCUCGCAGCCAGUGCAGCGGAGCUUCCUCUCCAGACUGCGACCAGGAGAGAGGUGACAGAGCAGAGGGAGCAGAGGCCACACUAGAAGCCGGUCUGAGCAAGCUAACCUUGACUGUUGCACAAAAACAAGGACACUCUGGAGACGAACAAGACCCCCAGUACAUCAACCCUGAAGUAGCAUCCUCCAGCUCAGAUUCUGGCAUUGUGCUGCUCGACAGCGUCUGACGAGCGUCCGUCAUCCCUUAAAACACUCGGCGCGCCCGGUGUCAGGUCGCAGACUGGACUCCUUGGCAGAAGAUGCGGCACAGGGCAGGAUAAAGUGCUCGUUGUCAGCAAUGAGAGAUCGAGCUGCUCACUCCAGACCGAGCUGGAAAUAUAUCACAAUACUCAUCAGAUGGUGUCACAUUAAUGGUGCUGUAUGUCGUGUAUUUGACCAACAGUAUAUAAGUGUUACUGUGAAUAAAUUGUGAGCGUAUUAUAAACAAAUAUGAGUAGGGACAGUAUUAGUGGUGGUCUGUAUUUCACAACACUAUUAGUGACAGGGUUAUUCAGUAAACUACAUUACCCAUAAACCUCCUUGCUUCAUAUAAGAAAGCUGAUUUCACUAUAGCUCUGUUUCUGUGUGACGAUCACCAUCUUCUUUUUGUGAAUUAAAGCAGUGCGGCAUAUCAUAGAGGCUGCUGCUCCUCUCUGUAA